AUGUACAAUGUCGUGAGUGCAUUGGAUGCGCCCUAUGACCAGAUUAGUGAUGCAUUAGUGAUGCAGAUAUUUCGCAUCGCCUGGGAAUCCCAUCCCCAACCAAUCGCUAAUCCCAACCUAACGACAUGGUGGGAGUAUUUCCAGCCUUCGCGGGAUUUACACCAGCAUUACCACCCCUGGCUCAUUGAAUUUCUAAAACGAGCAUACUACCUCCCCGAUGCCCCUGAGUUUUUCUACUACAUCCAUGGCCUGAGUGAGCCACGAAACCUGAUCGACGUGGACUUCAAUGAGACAUUCGAGGCGCAGGAUUGCUACGUGCUUCUCCACCAGGCCACUCCAUGGCAGGGCGGAGAUGAAUGGGGAAUUUUUAUUGAUCAGAUCACAUGUCAAGCAGUGUUUGUUGAGGAUUUGAACUAUCACAACCCGAUCUACAAUGUUGGAUGGGGUUUCCGACCCCUCGAGGAUAUUUAUACUGCCUAUCUCCAGAUGAUCGUGGAAUCGAAGGUUCAAAGAGUCCCGCGGCAGCUGCCGUUCGUUGACCUUGAUGAUAAUAGAGUGGGCCCUUGGAAUUUGUGCGCGUAUACGCAAGCCGAUGUUUGCAAGGCAGCUGAGGCCUUCCAAUCUUUUCUGAACGAAAUCAAGGGCCGGCUUCCGGCAUCAACAACCGAGAAUAGAAUGAGACAGCCGCUUCCUUGGUCCCAUUCCAGUGUCCGUACCGAGGCCUCUAUCGCACCCAACAGUUUCGUUGAUGCCUUCUGCCGCGCCACCACAGCCGGUACCAAUACAAACCCCGGGAUCAAGUAUAUCGCGCCUGGUAUCCGCCUCCCCACAGCGGAAGAGUUCCCUGCUAUCCAGCCCUUCCGCGAGUCCAGUUUUGCCGAUGAUGAAUCCGCCUGCCCAAUUUUGCCGACCCUGCUUUUCAUCGCCGAGGGAGAAGAGGGCGAAGUUGCGUUGACAGUCCCGGACCCAGGAAUCAAGCUCAACUCACUUGUCCGUCGUAAGUUCUCUUCCGGUGGCGCUCAACCCCGGCCAGCAGGGCUCUACCUCAGUGGCGAUGAUCGCGCACAUACCCCUUUUGAGAACGGAUGCCACCUGCUCUUACCCUUCGGGGUCGGUCGAAACCGGUGGGCGCGCCGCAGCGACAAUACAUACAUGGGAAAAGGAUGGGACCGGGAAUAUGAUAUCCAGACGGCAGAUCAGAAUUCCGAGCUGUACCAGAGUGUGUUUAACGGAAUGGUGCCGCACCGGCAUGUUCUGCUGCAUAUAGUGUUGAGUCACUGGGCGGAGCAGGUGAAAACCGGGAGGUGGAGGGUUGGUGAGACUGGUGUGAUGAGAGAGAUUGGGGUUUGGCGAGAGGCGGAUACAGAGCAGGGGUGGAAGAUGUAUUGGGUGCCCUCGACUUGGUAG
This is a messenger RNA of Aspergillus sclerotioniger CBS 115572, 1407 nucleotides long. RefSeq lists its product as uncharacterized. The transcript has 2 exons. The record is from RefSeq and is a predicted model, not a curated record. The coding region runs from base 1 to 1407 and encodes 468 amino acids. NCBI's taxonomy places the organism in Eukaryota, Fungi, Ascomycota, Eurotiomycetes, Eurotiales, Aspergillaceae.